GUCCCCACCCCCACCGUCACGCCUGCCUCCCAGCUGCGUCCGCCGCUGUCCUGUCUGGCCGCCCCGGUGUCUGCUGCUCCGCCGCUCCGCGCUCUGUCCCGCUCCCAACCCCGGACCCCGAAGCCUCUGCCUCCUCGUUCACCGCCCCGGCUCCCGGACCCUCCCCGCUCCCCCUCCCUUCCACCCGGUGAAUGCACCAGCGCCGCAAACAUGACGGGCAUCGCCGCCGCUUCUUUCUUCUCCAACUCCUGCAGGUUCGGGGGCUGCGGUCUCCAGUUCGAGUCUCUCGCCGAGCUCAUCGUCCACAUCGAGGACAACCACAUCGACACAGAUCCGCGGGUCCUGGAGAAGCAGGAGCAACAGCAGCCCACUUAUCUGGCCCUAAGCUACAUCAACAGGUUCAUGACAGACGCAGCACGGCGGGAGCAGGAGACCAUGAAGAAGAAGGCCACGCCCAAGCUGUCCCUGUCCAUCACGGGCGGAGUGUCCAGGAACAGCACGGCCACGCCUCCCCGCCACACCAGCGGUAACCUGACGCCUCCCGUCACGCCUCCCAUCACCCCCUCCUCCUCAUUCCGCAGCAGCACGCCCACAGGCAGCGAGUAUGACGAGGAGGAGGUAGACUACGAGGAGUCGGACAGCGAUGAGUCGUGGACCACAGAAAGCGCCAUCAGCUCUGAGUCCAUCCUCAGCUCCAUGUGCAUGAACGGAGGAGAGGAGAAGCCGUUCGCCUGCCCCGUCCCCGGCUGUAAGAAGAGAUACAAGAAUGUGAAUGGUAUCAAAUACCACGCUAAGAACGGCCACCGCACACAGAUUCGUGUGAGGAAACCCUUCAAGUGUCGCUGUGGCAAGAGCUACAAGACCUCGCAAGGCCUGAGACACCACACCAUCAACUUCCACCCGCCCGUCUCCACCGAGAUCCUGCGCAAGAUUCAAGGCUAGGGCCCGAGGUCUUGCCACUCAACUACCCCAAACGUAGCCCUGUCCCGACUUUCCCCACUCAUCCCACACACUAAAGGAUCAAGUGCAUGCUUUAAGUUCUCUUACAUAUAUAUAUAUAUAUAUAUUUUUGUCAUCUUUUUGUUUAUGUUGUUAUUUUUUUUUCUAUCCACGUUUAUAUCACUCGUAUUUUUGGAAGAAAAAAAAAAUCUUUGUAGUAUUUUUGUUGUUGUACAUUUGCACAUUCGUAUAUGCUAUCACAUUAUUAUUAUUAUUUUUUUUUCUAUUGUUUGACUUACAUAAGGUGCUAACUGUAAAAACAAACAACAGAAAGAAAAGACAAAAAACAAACGAAAGAAGACAGGAGAAAGAAGGAGACGCGAAACAAGAAGCGCAACCAAGCCCGGCCUUUUUAUUUUUAUUUUUAAUUUUUUUAAACCCCCGCCCGUCGUCGAGCGGGGACGAAGUCGACGUCUCGUGCUGAUGUGAGCUCAGCAGAUGUUACACUCCUUUUUCCGUUAGCUGAGCUUAGAUCUGUGCCUUCACGGUCACUUCUGGGGCUUUGACCGCAAGAGUUAAGUUAUACUUACAAUAGAUAUAUUGUUAAAUAAAACAAUAGACAGAUAUGUAUGUGUACAUAAAAAAAUAUAAAAGUAUUCAUAAGCAUAUACAUAAAUAGUUACACUUUAUUUUCGAGCUUUAUUUUAUAUAUUUUUGUCAGUGUUUUAGAGCUAGUGAUUCUUUCUAUGUAUUACGUGUUCCUUUCAUUCCUUCUUUGCUGAGACGGCCAGUUUAGUUACUUCUCUCACAAAUCCUAUAGAUUAGGAGCCGACACUCCUUUCGGUUUGCUCUCAGAAGCAAGCGCGGUGUUUUACUGUUGAUCAGGAAGAGAACCUGUCAGAACACGGCCCGGGCCAAUUAUCCGCAUCUUUCGCCCCCGUAGAAGGCCAUCCACAUCUCCAGCGUCUCCCUCAUCCAGAGUGCCAGAGCUGCGUCCCACAGGCUUAGCCGCGAGAGCCGGUUAAGCAUCAUGCUGUAUUCUAGUUGCCAAGAUCUUUGCUGUUUGUUUUGUUGUUCCAUGAUCGUUGCCAACAGCUCUCCACUGCCAAACAUUGACCAUACCAUGUGCCUGAAGAGGGAGGGGGGAGGGGAGGGGUAAGGGGAGGGAAGUGGGGGUUGGGGAGAGAGUCAUAAUCACCCCGGAGGUCGCCAAAUGUGUGGCAAUGAAUUUGAUGUUCAUGGCGCCUAAAAAAAAAAAAAAGAAAAUGGAAAGAAACAUGUGGAUGUACAUCAUCAGAAUGUUUUUGCUUUCUGUGUCGUGUGAAAGGAGAGGGUGGACGUGAGAGGGGUCACCAUCUACAACGCGUCGUUCGCGUGUGUUGUAGACAACAGCAUUCCAGUCCAUUGUGUGCGUGUGCGUGUGCGUGCGCGUGUUUUCUGCAGUAUCCAAGUCAUCAGCCUAGAGAGUAUUACUGUAUUGUGUCGUUUCUGCGCCAGGCUGCCGGUUCAACUCCUGUGGAGCAGGACGCUUUGCUGGCCGGCAGCGCUCGUUGGCGUCGCCUAGUGUUGCGGUGGGCCAACUCGUUUGCCCCCUGACUGGGAUUUCAUCAUUUGUUACAAGAGCGGAGCGGCUCAGCAGCAGCAGCAGCAGCAGCAGCAGCAGCGCCGCCGCUCGCCAGGACGCAUUUUGUUCAUGACAUCAUUCUCGUGUGUGCUCGUCGUACGCAGCGUUCGUGCAAGCUCGAGACGCGAGCUUUGUUCUCUUUUGUUUAUUUGAUGGGUACAGUGACCUCUGACGUGCGCACAACCUCCCGUCCUCCAGUUUCGCUGUUGCCAGAGGAACCGCGGGGUCAACAUGGCUUAAAGACUUUUUUCUUUGAUACCACAUUUACAUGUUUUUACAAGGCAGAUAAGAGUAAUUGCAGUACUCCAUUGCCCUCAGCUUGCGUGCCGCUACAAAACCAAGCACAAACACUACUUCUGAGACCCCCAUGUGGGUCCUGAAGCAUCUGUAAAAUGUUGGUACCAGCCUCAGAGUACAUCUGUGGAGCUGCUACCCUGAAAGUUACCCUGAGAUAAUGGUCGGAGCUGCCUCUUAGCGGAGGGAUGGACCAAGAGUGGAGCUGUCAAACACUCGUAAAAAAAAAAACCCAUCCUCGCUUCACUGACAUCACCAUGGCGAUAGUUGGAGCCCUUCACGGGGGCCUAUCACAGUAUUACACAUGUGGGAGAGGAGGAGCGGAGGCUGUGUGCACAAGGAGGGGACGAGGAAGGGAUUUCAAUAUACCGUGUACAGUGAAUGUAUUGUAACGUGCGUCUGUUGUCAAGUGCAUUUAAAUUAUAUUUUCGUAUGUAACGUGGAGACCGACGUUUCCUUUUUUUGUAACGGGGGUACAACAGGAGCAGAGUGACUUGUAAAUGAUGUCAAGCUGUCUUUCUAUACAAAAGAGAAGCUGCUUAAAUGUAAACAGGAAAUGACUGAAAAAAAAAAACAGCAAAAUAAAGUGAAAAGCUCUGUAGCUCA
This is a messenger RNA of Mugil cephalus (flathead mullet), 3463 nucleotides long. RefSeq names its product JAZF zinc finger 1a (gene jazf1a). Bases 211 to 942 code for a protein of 243 amino acids. The record is from RefSeq and is a predicted model, not a curated record. Gene Ontology annotation, cellular component: nucleus. The transcript is spliced from 5 exons. Lineage: Eukaryota; Metazoa; Chordata; Actinopteri; Mugiliformes; Mugilidae.